Lactuca virosa is the source of this 1239-nucleotide messenger RNA. Lineage: Eukaryota; Viridiplantae; Streptophyta; Magnoliopsida; Asterales; Asteraceae. The record is from the annotation of a GenBank genome assembly.
AUGCUCCCUCAUCUUGAGUUCCUUCAAUUACGCGGUAACAAACUGACCGGACCUAUUCCACCCUCCAUAUCUACCUGUUCGAAGUUAAAAUUUCUUGAAUUGAUGGAUAACAAUUUUAGGGGGAGGCUGAAAAUUGACUUUGCAAAACUAAAAGAUAUAUAUUUUGUAUCCUUGGGUAAUAACAUCUAUGGAUUUGGAGAAGCUGACGAUAUGAAGUUUAUUGAUACUUUGAAGAACUGCAGCAGAAUAAAGGUGUUACAUCUUAGUAACUGCAAUUUUCAAGGAGUGCUGCCCACAUCAAUUGGUAAUCUUUCUGAUCAACUAAGUAUUCUAAGUUUGGAUGGAAAUGAUAUAUAUGGAAACCUCCCUUCAAGUAUAGGUAAUCUGGUCGGCUUGAUCGGUUUCUCUUUAACAGAAAACCAAUUUAUAGGAAAAAUCACCUCCACCAUUGGUAAGCUUCAAAACCUACAAGAAGCUUAUUUAUAUAACAACCAAUUUUCAGGGCCAAUUCCAGAUGCCAUCGGGAACUUAUCAUUGUUGACUGGCCUUUGGUUAAAUUCCAACAGAUUGGAAGGACAUAUUCCAUCAAGCCUGGGAAAUUGUCAUCAUCUAUUGGAGUUACACCUUGACGAUAAUAAACUCAGUGGAAAAAUACCUACUCAACUUCUUCAACUUACAUCUCUAACCAUCAUACUAAAUCUUUCUCAAAACAACCUGUCUGGGUCACUUCCAGUAGAGGUUGGCGACCUCAAGAUGUUGACUUAUUUGGAUUUAUCUCAUAAUAAUUUAUCAGGUAAGAUUCCUAAUACCAUUGGUAGUUGCACUAGCCUUUCAUUUUUAUCCCUCAAAUGCAACUUGUUUCAAGGCAUUGUAUCACCAGCAUUAAGUUCUAUGAAAGGAGUUUCGACCCUCGAUCUUUCUCAUAAUAAUUUAUCAGGCCAAAUUCCUCGAUUCUCAGAACAGUUCUCAUUUGAAUAUGUAAACCUAUCAUUUAAUGAUUUUGAGGGUGAAGUACCGGUGCUAGGAGUUUUUGCCAAUGCAAGGAAAUUCUCUGUUUUGGGGAAUAGCAGGCUUUGUGGUGGCUUGGCUGAGCUUGGGUUACCAAAAUGCAAAGAGACAGAAAAACAUCAAAAAAGGUUUCCUUUGUUCGUCAUACUCAUUCUAAUUGCAUCCACACUUUUCACUAUAUUAUAUUUUGCAUUUGUUUUAAGUAAGCAAAGGAAGAGUCACCCGUCUUAA